AUGUAUAGAAGUCAAAAUACAACUCUUUACACCGGCAACGUACAGUUGGCACUUGCCUCAUCGUCAUCGUUGACUUUCUUAGAGUCAGAAUGCAGGGAUGAAAUGAAGAAGAUGCCGAUGACGAAAAUGAAGAUGAAGUCGAAGCAAAAGCCAGAAGCCGGCCAAAACAUAAAGUUGCGAAAUGCGAUUCCUGUUGAAAGGGAAAAAGCUCCUUUUCAGCUUGAUACCGGAGCAACGUGUUCCAUGAUUGGUCUCAAAGCAUAUAGGCAGCUAGGUGAACCUGAAUUAAAACAUACAAACCAAAUUUUAAAAGCGUAUGGAAACCAACUUGUCCCUAUUAAAGGAGCUACCUGUGUGAGCGUUAGCUGGAAAAAUAAUGUCCACAAGUUGCCGUUGAUAGUAACCGAUAUGGAGGAAGGUUCAAGUAUCAUGGAAAUGGAUUGGUUUCAAACACUAAAAUUUUCGAUAAGCUGUUGCAAUAUGAUUGAGGAACCAUCUACGUUGCUGGCUGCUGCUCCAAAUGCUAACUUGGAUAAAAUGGUAAGAGAUGUGUGUUCACGAUUUCCUGAGGUUUUUUCCCCAGAGCUAGGUUGCUGUAAGGAUUUUAAAGCUAAAUUGUUUCUGAAGCCAGGAGCCCGUCCAAAGUUUUGCAAACCACGCCCCCUUCCUUUUGCCUUAAUGGAGCCCGUAAAGGCUGAGCUUGAUCGUCUUGUUAAAGCUGGCGUAUUGAUGCCUGUAGAUUUCAGUGAAUGGGCAGCACCCAUUGUUGUAGUGCAAAAACAGUCAGGCAGCCUCCGAAUUUGCGGAGAUUUCAAGAUAGGUGUGAAUCCUCAGCUGGAUGUAGCUAGACAUCCAAUGCCGCGUUUUGAAGAAAUAUGCCAUAAGUUGAAAGUGGGCCAGCAUUUCACUAUAAUUGACCUUUCUGAAGCGUACUUUCAGGUUGCCGUUCACGAUGAUUCAAAGCCUAUACUGGUUAUAAAUACGCCUUUUGGACUGCUACGUUUUGAGAGGUUACCACCAGGAGUUGCUAGUGCACCAGGAAUUUUCCAGAGCCUAAUCGAACAAGUAAUAGGAGGAAUGGAUCAUUGUGCAGCAUUCGUUGAUGACUUGAUUGUCACUGGUCGCAAUCCAACUGAGCAUUGCCAAAAUUUGGAGGAGCUUUUACACCGUUUUUCUGCCAAUGGAUUACGCUGCAACAUUACGAAAUUAUUGUGGACGCACUUUAGAGAUGACUACCCGCUUAUACUAGCAUGUGAUGCUUCGUCUUAUGGUAUAGGUGCCGUUUUGCUGCAUAGGUAUCCUGGUAGAACCGAGCGUCCGAUUGCUCACGCCUCUAAAACCCUCAAUGAUUCUCAGAAAAAAUACAGCCAGGUGGAAAAAGAAGCGCUAUCAAUUAUCUUUGGUGUUCAAAAAUUUCACCAAUAUGUUUAUGGCAGGCGCUUUGAACUAAUAACUGACCAUAAGCCACUUUUAAGUCUUUUUCAUCCACAGAAACAGCUUCCAGUGAUGACUGCUCAUAGGCUUCAGAGAUGGGCCAUCAUACUAAUGGGGUACGAAUAUUCAAUCAGGUAUAAGCCAACGCUUGCACAUGGUAAUGCUGAUGCGCUCUCACGUUUACCUGCUGGCUCUGAUCAGAUGUUUGAUAAUUCAGAGGCAUGUCUGGAAGCAACGCUGGAGCUGGAUGAAGAUAUUUCAAAUUUUCCGUUAAAUGCUAAGCUUAUUGCAAAAAUGACACUAAAGGAUCCAGUUCUUAAAAAGAUUCUAGAAUUUGUUGAAACAGGUUGGCCAGAAACCUCAAAAAACUUGGAACCUUCUCUGAAGCCAUACUUUGCUCGGAGGACCGAGUUUUCAAACUAUUACAUGCCGGACAUUGGGGAGUUGUGAGGACCAAGCAACUUUCACGCCUUUAUUGCUGGUGGCCAGCCUUGGAUGAGUACAUUGAGAGGAGCAUAAGCCAAUGUGAGCCUUGUCAACAAAACAGUAGUAGCCCGAAACAGGAAUUCGCCAGCUGGCCAACUCCUCAAAAUGCUUGGAGUAGAGUACAUGUGGACUUUUCUGGUCCAUUUUUGAAUCGUAUGUACUUUAUUUGUGUAGAUGCCCUGAGUAACUUUCCGUAUGUUGUCGAAAUGGGGUCAACGACAUCUGAGGCAACAAUAAAAGCUCUUCAAAAUAAAUUCGCUAUCGAAGGUUUGCCAGAGACACUUGUUUCUGAUAACGGAAGCCAAUUUUCUUCCUCCGUGUUCGCAGAGUUUUGCCAUGAAUUGGGUAUCGUUCACAUUAAAACUGCGCCAUUUCAUCCAGCUUCAAAUGGUGAAGCCGAGAGAAUGGUGCGGACGUUUAAAACUGCUAUACAAAAACAAAUUUCUGAAGGUGUCAAUGAAAGAGAUGCUUUAUUAACUUUUUUGACUUCUUACAGAUCAACACCAAAUGUCACAGGCAAGUCACCAUCUGAGCUUUUACAUGGUCGACCAAUGCGUUCCUUGCUUUCUCAACUGGAGCCGAUGUCAAAGCCUGAUAUCAAAACAGUUUCUGCAAAGUUCCACCCAUAGCAGCAAGUAUUUAUCCGUAAUUACGCCCGAGGCCCGAAGUGGAUUACAGGUGUUGUUCAAACUAAGAUCGGGAGGAAGAUGUAUCAGGUGAAAACGUCAAAAGGCACUGUACGUCGACAUCAAAACCAAAUGCGUGGUGUGUUAUCUUCAAAAGAAUUCGAUGCCGGCCAACGUCUAAUUGACAACACUAGAACGACAAGUCCGCAGUUGGAAGUUGAUAACCGACCUUCUACAUCAGUGCCUCCUCAAAGUAUUUUAAAGCCAAUUGAGUUGAGGAGAUCUACCAGGCCAUCAAAACCUACCGUCAGAUUCCAGUCCACGGAAACACUUAGAAACAGAAGACGUUGAAGCUAAGAAGGGAGGAGUGUAGUGUAUAGAGAAUGUGUUUAUUGUAUACAGUACCUAUAUUUAUAUUUGCUUCUUACAUAAAUACUUCUAUUAAAGACAUACUACUAUAUCUUUGUAUAUACUACUACUAUAUUAAUAUCAUAUAAUGUAAUGAGAGUGUCUAACGCUCAGUAAG
Molecule: messenger RNA, 3072 nt
Organism: Eupeodes corollae
Lineage: Eukaryota; Metazoa; Arthropoda; Insecta; Diptera; Syrphidae
Exons: 5
Coding region: 1-1884 (627 amino acids)
Source: RefSeq, a predicted model, not a curated record